AUAAAAGUUGUUUGACGUUCAGCUGAAAUUUUCAGCCUGAAAACAUGUAAUUUUAAUCUGUUUAUCUUAUUUCUGUGACCCUGCUUUAUCAAUUGUUUUAGUGGUUUCCUUUGGAUUUUAAUUGCCUUUCACUACCCUUAACGUAUAAAUUUAUUUAUUAUCAUCUCUACUUGUGUGAGAAAAAUGGCUGACAGACUGACUCAGAUUCAAGACGCUGUUAAUAUCCAAGCUGAAAAUUUUUGCAAUAGUAUUGGUAUAAUUCAACAAUUCGCCAAACCAAGUUUUUUCCCAGAUUUCGAAAAGUCAAAGACUUCAUCGAAUGACGACUCAUCUCCAGGUGAAGAUUAUCCUCAAUUAUUUGCUCAAUUAAUCGCGAGGACAGCCAAGGAUAUUGAUGUACUUAUUGAUUCGCUUCCAAGUGAAGAGUCUACACCAGAACUUCAGGCCUCCCACCUAAAAAGAUUGGAAGCUGAGAAUCAAGAGGCUGCUCAAAGAUUAGAAGAGACUGUAGCCAGAGGAGAGAAACUAUUGGACCAAAUUCAAAAAGCUCUUCAAGAUAUUGCUGAAGCACAAUUACAAAUGCAAUGCUAUAAAAACAGUUAAAUUAUAAAAAUUAUCUUUCAAAAUCAUUUGAUCAUAAUUUUUCGCGUUUAAAUAAUAUUUAAUUCAUUCUGUCUUGAGUACAGAAAGUUUAUCGAAAAAGGACAGUUAACGAAAUCACCUUUGACGCACAACUUGUAAUCAAUAAUGCCCGAAUUCAAAUUAAUGUUGUUGUCAAAGCUACCCGAGUAAGUCUUUAUCAUUUUCUUAAAAAUCAUUAAAGCAAAAUUAAUAUUUA
Molecule: messenger RNA, 838 nt
Organism: Tetranychus urticae (two-spotted spider mite)
Lineage: Eukaryota; Metazoa; Arthropoda; Arachnida; Trombidiformes; Tetranychidae
Gene: MED21
Product: mediator complex subunit 21
Biological process (GO): regulation of transcription by RNA polymerase II
Cellular component (GO): mediator complex
Molecular function (GO): transcription coregulator activity
Source: RefSeq, a predicted model, not a curated record